ACUCAAGCUUCAGUCCCUCGUGCCACCGCGCGAUGGGCUCGGAGGCAGCUCAGCUGCUGGAGGCUGCUGACUUCGCCGCUCACAAACACCGACAGCAGCGACGGAAAGAUCCCGAAGGGACUCCCUACAUCAAUCACCCCAUCGGUGUAGCCCGGAUCCUAACCCAUGAGGCGGGAGUCACUGACAUUGUGGUAUUACAGGCCGCCCUGCUCCACGACACCGUAGAAGACACAGACACUACCCUGGAUGAGGUUGAGCUGCACUUUGGAGCACAGGUUCGGCGCUUGGUGGAGGAGGUAACAGAUGACAAGACUCUACCCAAACUGGAAAGAAAGCGGCUACAGGUGGAACACGCACCCCACAGCAGCCCAGGGGCCAAACUGGUGAAGCUGGCAGACAAGCUGUACAAUUUGAGGGACCUGAAUCGCUGCACCCCUAGAGGAUGGUCAGAAGAUCGAGUCCAGGAAUAUUUCGAGUGGGCAGCACAGGUGGUGAAGGGACUUCUGGGAACGAACCAGCAACUGGAAGAGGCACUUAAACAGCUGUUCCUGGAGCGAGGCCUGACUCUUUGAAUGGUGCUUGGUGCAGUCCUGUGGCAUGGUUCCAGCAAGGCCCAGAUGAGAUGGGAUUCUUACCGCAGCAUUUCAGAACCCCCUCAUUUCUCACAUUCCU
Molecule: messenger RNA, 672 nt
Organism: Acomys russatus (golden spiny mouse)
Lineage: Eukaryota; Metazoa; Chordata; Mammalia; Rodentia; Muridae
Gene: Hddc3
Product: HD domain containing 3
Exons: 4
Coding region: 33-572 (179 amino acids)
Molecular function (GO): guanosine-3',5'-bis(diphosphate) 3'-diphosphatase activity
Source: RefSeq, a predicted model, not a curated record